AUGGAAAGUGAUAUCAAGAACAACAAACAGGAAGACAUAGUGGAGUUGCAAGAAAUCGAGUUCAAGCAUGCAACCAAAGAGAUACCCGAUUCGACUCAAGAGAGCGAGAAAAAGAACAACAUAGCUCACCAGGCUACUACCAUACCCACAAAUAAACAGCCAUCGAUAGAAGAGCGUAGCUCGCUCUUUACUAUUCUCUCUCUUCCGUUGUUCAAUGCUGUGGCAACUAUCAUCUUCAUCGCUAUUACCAUUUUGGCAUUCUCAACGGCAUACGGCAUGCCUGUUGAAGCUCAUAUUGCCGGCAUGUCAUAUCCCUCCUUUAUCGGCUUGAUGAUGGCUCUGAUUUUACUGCUACUUGGUGAUGGUAUCGGAUACGCACUAUCAGAGUAUAAAUGGAUCCGAUUUGAGCGAAAGAAUACCCCUUUAAGUUUGCUUGAAGCAUAUGAUGCCUGUUCCAAUGGUCUAGGAGGUGUUUUUCGAUCCGUUUAUGCAUUUCGACUUGAUUAUGUGCUUGUUAUUGCCGUCCUAUUUCAUUUUGGUAUCCUUGCAACUGCCCCCCUUGCACAGCGAGUUCUCUUGCAGAAUGCCAGCAACGAUUUCGUCAAUUGCAUGAAGGCUGAUAGCUCCCUUUCUGCCCAAAUCACCAACAUUUCAAGACAAGACUUUACCACUUACAACCCCGAUACCCGUGAUCCUCGCAGCAUCAAGACCUAUAUCGAUCACUCAUUGAUUACACGAGCAUUCAGGCUUGGAUUUACCGGAUAUCUUUUCUAUUAUGAUGAGCAGAACAACACGUUGGGAUGGGAUCCCCACUUGAAAUUACCUUGUCCUGGAGAAGCACUAUCAUGCAACUACACCACCACCGUGACAAUGCCAUAUCUAAAGCCUGUAUGCCAAAAAGGAAUCUUCAACACAACGGUAGUCGACACCAUCUUUGGCAACACUACAAAGCUCCUUGACCUCUUUUUCGAACCAAACGAUCUGUAUGAAGGGGGAAUGAAACUCGUUAGCGAGUACCAAAAGUAUCAGGCCUUCUUUUAUCACAGCUCAAUGGAAAACUCGACCUUUUAUUAUUUGAACAACCUUACACAACCAUACCCAGAGUCAGCAAGGAGAGUUGUUCAGCCAAGAUUUGUAGCCUUGAUGAAAAACGAGAGCUUCAACGAUCACGGCACGUGGUACGCGGAGAACUUGUUAUACGCAGCACGCAUCCACGAUUGCACCUUCCAACCCAUGAUCAAUGUAACCGAGUAUGCGAUGGAGGAUCAAAAGCUGACACGUCGACGUGUGAUAUCAUCCACCCCUGUGGAGAUGGAUUAUGACGCCUUGAAUGAUCCAGCCUAUUGGCAGCGAUAUGGAGAGGAAGGCACUGAUUACACCAUGGCCAAUAUGUAUGCGAUGCAGCUCAGCGUGCUCAAGAACAUGAUUAUUGACAUCGACAUUGCGUUUCCACCCUAUCAGAACGAUAAGAUAUUUUAUCAAUUUGAUACCUUUUUGUACAAGAUGGCUGAUACCGUUGCCGAGAAUAUAGCCAUGUUGCCUCCUCCUUUACAUCAAGGUGACCCCAUUGAAGGAGAUACGGUGUGUAUGCGACCUUAUAUGCAAUUUCGACCCGAUCCAGCAUCCUAUCUUCCGCUGAUGCUGUGUUUGCUCAUCCCUCUCCUUUGGUGGUUGAUUACUUGGCUGUGGAGCUUAAAGCAAGCAGGCUGGAUCUCACGUGGCAAUUCGCAAAUUGCCUUGGUGUUGCAUGAUCUCACAUCCACCAUUCGUCGUCGUCUUGGUGACUUGUCGUACAUGGAUCAAUUCAGCAUGAUGAUUGCUGCCCGUAGCGUUCGAACCAAGUUGGGUGAACCUAAAUCAGAUCAUGUCAGCAGUGAUCCAUUGGUCUUUGGACAUAGAAAUGAUGUUGACCCAAGGUCUCUUUUGCGAGGAAGACGUAAAUCCAUUUAA
Molecule: messenger RNA, 1950 nt
Organism: Lichtheimia ornata
Lineage: Eukaryota; Fungi; Mucoromycota; Mucoromycetes; Mucorales; Lichtheimiaceae
Exons: 4
Coding region: 1-1950 (649 amino acids)
Source: RefSeq, a predicted model, not a curated record